Molecule: messenger RNA, 741 nt
Organism: Fusarium tjaetaba
Lineage: Eukaryota; Fungi; Ascomycota; Sordariomycetes; Hypocreales; Nectriaceae
Product: demethylmenaquinone methyltransferase
Exons: 4
Coding region: 1-741 (246 amino acids)
Source: RefSeq, a predicted model, not a curated record
AUGGCAGAUCAAACAGCGCAAUCGCCAAACCCGGCAGAAACACCAUCAUCACCCGCUUCAGUCUCACCGCCGCAACAGACAGAUCUUAUUGCCGCCAACGACGAGCACGACAAUGAAGUUGAAGACGAUGCCGACUCCACUCUUGGGACAGAUGCAGAAAGCUCGACUGCUUCAGUCUCGGCCAGUAUCCUCGAAUAUCGUCGCAGUCAAGGUCGCACUUAUCACAGCGAUAAAUUUACCACCAACUACUUCUUGCCCAAUGACGAUCAACAGCUUGAGUCUGUGGACUUGACUGAAUUCGCUGACCGUCAUCCGAAUGUCGAGAUUGUUGGCACCGACCUCUCCCCAUGUCAGCCAGAAUGGGUUCCGCCAAACGUUCGCUUCGAAAUAGAUGAUGCAGCCCUUGAGUGGACAUGGGGACCUGAUGAGUUCGACUUUAUUCAUAUCCGUUACAUCUUCGGCGCUAUUAAAGACUGGUCUGCCAUGUUCUCUGAGGCCUACCGCUGCUGUGUCCCUGGAGGCUGGGUUCAAUCCGCUGAAGCUGAUGUCGAGUUUCGUUGCGAUGACGGCACCAUCGACAAAGAGCCAAAUCUCAAGAUAUAUAAGAAGCUGUUCGAAGAAGGAGGAAAGAUCCUCGGAAAUCCCUUCUUUGUUUAUGACCAACAGGUUCAAGGGUUUAAAGACGCCGGCUUUGAGGACAUCACGACUGUUGACUACAAGGUGAUUGCUGCAAGAAGUUGA